CAAGUCCCAAGAUCAAGGGACUAAAUUGGUAGUCCUCAAUGUUAGUGAGAAUAUCAGUAAUAACCCAGUUUAAGCCACUCUCUUGAUCUCCUCUUCCUCCUCCUGCAGUUGAAAGGUUUCUGGCGUUGCAAUUUGUACAUAGCUUCACUGCAUUGAUCACUGUAACACAUAUUGUUUUCACAACAGAAUAUUUGUACAUAGCUUCACUGCAGUGGUCACUGUAACACAUAUUGUUUUCUCAACAGAAUAUCUUUGAAGACCGAGACCUUAGGUGUUUUCAUUGUUUCUCCAGCAGCUAGCCUAGUAUUUGGCAUAUAACAUACAUCGUAUAGAUGUGUUCAUUGAAUAUGAUUAUGCUGAUGGUUUUGGCACUCCCGUAUUGAAUCCAGGCAGAUGCCGAUUUCCUUAGCCUUCUCUUCUACAUUGCAAAAUUGAGCACAUCAGUAUUUGAUUUUUGUGUGUUUCUUCCUAAGUUCAUAGUGUGCUGAUUGGAAGACUCAGUUAUCACUCUGGCCCUGCCAACUGAGUUUCGGUAGCCCCUGGUCCCUGCACUCCGAGGGGCCAUCAGGGUGCACCUGCAGGAAAGGAGGGGAAGCGUGCAUCCUUGGGUCACUCAUAGCUCCUGGGGCGGCCUGAGCUUCUCAGGGACAGCAUUACUGAGGCUGCUUCAGGUGGGCGAGGGGAAGGUUUGGGUUUCAGCGUGCUGUAAGGAAUGUUUCUGAUGUCUCUAGUAGUUGGUGUGGAUGACUACAGCUCAGAGUCUGAUGUGGUUAUUAUACCUUCAGCCCUGGACUUUGUCUCACAAGAUGAAAUGUUGACACCCCUGGGGAGACUGGACAAGUAUGCUGCAAGUGAGAACGUGUUUAACAGACAAAUGGUGGCCCGGAGUUUGCUGGAUACACUGAGGGAAGUCAGCAAUGAUGAAAGAGAUUGUAUUGCUGUUUUGGAAAGAAUUAGCAGAUUAGCUGAUGAUUCAGAACCAACUGUGAGAGCAGAGCUGAUGGAACAGGUGCCUCAUAUUGCAUUGUUUUGUCAAGAAAACCGGCCUUCAAUCCCAUAUGCUUUUUCCAAAUACUUACUACCCAUUGUGGUUAGAUAUCUCGCAGAUCAGAAUAACCAGGUGAGAAAAACGAGUCAGGCAGCUUUGCUGGCUUUGCUGGAGCAGGAGCUAAUUGAGCGAUUUGAUGUGGAGACCAAAGUAUGCCCAGUCCUCAUAGAACUAACGGCUCCAGAUAGCAAUGACGAUGUGAAAACCGAAGCUGUGGCUAUGAUGUGCAAAAUGGCCCCGAUGGUUGGGAAGGACAUCACGGAGCGCCUCAUCCUCCCGAGGUUUUGUGAGAUGUGCUGUGAUUGCAGAAUGUUUCAUGUUCGGAAGGUCUGUGCUGCCAAUUUUGGAGACAUUUGCAGUGUGGUGGGCCAGCAAGCUACCGAGGAAAUGCUGCUGCCCAGGUUUUUCCAGCUUUGUUCUGAUAACGUAUGGGGCGUCCGGAAGGCUUGUGCCGAAUGCUUCAUGGCGGUUUCGUGUGCAACAUGCCAAGAAAUCCGACGGACUAAAUUGUCAGCACUGUUUAUUAAUUUGAUCAGUGAUCCUUCACGUUGGGUUCGCCAAGCAGCUUUCCAGUCUUUGGGCCCUUUCAUCUCUACUUUUGCUAAUCCAUCCAGCUCAGGCCAGUAUUUUAAAGAAGAAAACAAAAGUUCAGAAGACAACACGUCAGUAGAAGACAAAAAUAGGCUCAGACAUGGAGAAGAGGUCCCAGAGGACAUACAAAUCAGGCCAGAGGAUGCUCCUUCAGAUCUCAGUGUUAGUGAGUCCAGUGUCGAACUGGAAAACAGGAUGGAAGAUCCUGCUGAAACAUCUAGAAAUUCUCCAGGUGAAAUAAGUGUUCCAGUGGACAGCUCUUUACAUUGUACUUUGUCCUCAGAAUCUCAUCAGGAAGCAGCUAGUAAUGAGAAUGCUAACAAAUCCGGUAACUACAAAUCUGCAUUGCAGCCAGAGGUUGGCACCAGUUCACAAGGUUCCACUAUCUUAGAUCAGGAAUUGUACAACUCCUUCCAUUUCUGGAGGACUCCUCUUCCUGAAAUAGAUCUAGAUGUAGAGCUUGAACAAGACUCUGGGAAAAAACUCAGCCCUGAGAGACCAGAAGAAACUCCUGAAAGCACCGUGCCAGGUUCUCCAAAUAUUACCAUGGCUACCAGAAAGGAGCUGGAAGAAAUGAUAGAAAACCUAGAGCCCCAUAUUGAUGAUCCUGAUGUCAAAGCGCAAGUGGAAGUGCUGUCUGCUGCCCUACGGGCUUCCUGUCUGGAUGUGCACGAAGAGACGAUCAGCGUAGAAAAGAGAAGUGAUUUGCAAGAUGAACUGGGUAUAAAUGAGCUACCAAAUUGUAAAAUAAAUCAAGAUGAUUCUGUGCCUUUAAUCAGCGAUGCUGUUGAGAAUAUGGACCCCCCUCUUCGCUACAUUCACGAUGACUCAGACUUGAGCACCAACACUGGUUUUAGCCCUGAUGAGGAAAGGAAAUCGAAAGUACAAGAUGUUGUCCCCCAGGCCUUAUUAGACGAGUAUUUAUCUAUGACGGACCCGUCACGCGCGCAGACGGUCGACACUGAGAUCGCCAAGCACUGCGCCUACAGCCUCCCCGGGGUGGCCCUGACACUGGGCAGGCAGAACUGGCACUGCCUCCGGGAGACCUACGAGACCCUGGCCUCAGACAUGCAGUGGAAAGUUAGAAGAACUUUAGCCUUCUCCAUCCACGAGCUGGCAGUUAUCCUUGGAGAUCAGUUGACAGCUGCAGAUCUGGUUCCCAUUUUUAAUGGAUUUUUAAAAGACCUCGAUGAAGUCAGGAUAGGUGUCCUUAAACAUUUGCAUGAUUUCCUGAAGCUUCUUCAUAUUGAUAAAAGAAGAGAAUAUCUUUAUCAGCUUCAGGAGUUUUUGGUGACAGAUAAUAGUAGAAAUUGGCGCUUUCGAGCUGAACUUGCUGAACAGCUGAUUUUACUUCUAGAGUUAUAUAGUCCCAGAGACAUUUACGACUAUUUACGUCCUAUUGCUCUGAAUCUGUGUGCAGAUAAAGUUUCUUCUGUUCGUUGGAUUUCCUACAAGUUGGUUAGCGAAAUGGUGAAGAAACUGCACAUGGCCACCCCGCCGACAUUCGGAAUGGACCUCAUCAACGAGCUUGUGGACAGUUUUGGUAGAUGUCCCCGAUGGUCCGGCCGGCAGGCCUUUGUCUUUGUCUGCCAGACUGUCAUUGAAGAUGAUUGCCUUCCCAUGGACCAGUUUGCUGUGCAUCUGAUGCCACAUUUGCUAACUUUAGCAAACGAUAGGGUCCCAAACGUUAGAGUACUACUUGCAAAAACAUUAAGACAAACUUUAUUAGAAAAAGAAUACUUCCUGACUUCCGCCAGCUGCCAUCAAGAAGCCGUGGAGCAGACAAUCAUGGCACUUCAGAUGGACCAGGACAGCGACGUACAGUACUUCGCGAGCACUCACCCCUCCAGCACCAGGAUUGCGGAAGAUGCCACGAGCACAGCCUCGUCCACUUACUAGGAAGCUCGGCUCCAGGUCUUCCCUGCGUUCUCUGCGUGCUACUCACGGUGCAGUCUGGGACGGCCUUUCGUCAGGGUGGAAAGAUCUUCCUCUCUUGCCGGCCUGACUUGCAGGUGAAAGUUUUUCCACACCUCAGACCAGGGAUUGGAAGAGUCAAGAGAAAGUACAGUAAACACUAUUAUCUCAUCUUGACUUUAAGGGAAAAUAAUUUCUCAGAGGAUUAUAAUUGUCACCGAAGCCUUAAAUCCUUCCGUCUUCCUGACUGAAUGAAACUUGAAUUGGCAGAGCAUUUUCAUUACGGAAGGGAUGAUAUUCCAAGAGAUCCGCAGUGCUCUCUCCUGGUUUUAUUUAACAACCAGUAGAUGGAAUUCUUAAAGCCAAAAGGCGGAUGUGAGCCAGUAUGCGAGAGACCUUCAGUAUUAGCUCUAAGCAUUUUUACCCACACCAGGACCUGCCUGGGCCCCACGGCCGCCCCGCCCAACCCAGAGGGUGGAUAGUUUUUGAUGAGUGUAAAUGGGAAAGGAGAUUUUUGGGGAUUUCUCCUAAGGGCUUAAUGCUAACACUAAAAUAGAAUCUGAUUUUAACUCUUAAAUGCAGCAUAUUGCUGUACAUCUUUACAGAACAUUUGCUCGGUAUCUUAUGUCCUGAAUUUUUUCAUGCUGGUCAUGACCUGAAGGAAAUUUAUUAGUACAUGCACUGUCUGUCGGGUAGUUUUAACUUGAUCAUGACCGGCUCUAGGGGCAGCUCUCUGUUCACACACCAUCCGUGUCCGUGACCACUCUCGGAGUGCUGCCGUCUUUAAUCAUGCUGUUCGGAACUGUGUGGCACAAGUUCUUGGACUUGUCCAAAUAAAAUUUAUUAAGAUCUAUAUAGAGAGAUAUAUACACUUUUGAUUGUUUUCUAGCUGUCUGCUAAUAAAUGCAAUUUGUGACCUAUAUUAAUGAUUUAGUAUAAAAUGGGGAAACUAGAUUAAAGUAUUUGUCUUUUA
Choloepus didactylus (southern two-toed sloth) is the source of this 4526-nucleotide messenger RNA. RefSeq names its product protein phosphatase 4 regulatory subunit 1 (gene PPP4R1). The record is from RefSeq and is a predicted model, not a curated record. Bases 713 to 3538 code for a protein of 941 amino acids. Gene Ontology annotation, biological process: protein dephosphorylation. Gene Ontology annotation, molecular function: protein binding; protein phosphatase regulator activity. The transcript has 18 exons. NCBI's taxonomy places the organism in Eukaryota, Metazoa, Chordata, Mammalia, Pilosa, Megalonychidae.